Psylliodes chrysocephalus is the source of this 702-nucleotide messenger RNA. Lineage: Eukaryota; Metazoa; Arthropoda; Insecta; Coleoptera; Chrysomelidae. The record is from the annotation of a GenBank genome assembly.
AUGGGAGACAUUCCUGAAUAUCUGCCAUUCAGGUUAGUAGGUAUAUCUGAAAAGGAACUAUUCGAGGAUUUGUAUGUAGAUGAUGAAGACAUCACAGAUAUUAGUGAUGCUGAAAAUAUUCCGUCGGACACUGAAUCUCUGGUAGAAGAAACAUAUGAUCCCGAAAAUGAAGAAAAUCCUAACUAUGUGAAUAAAGGAAGUGAUAUGGUUGUAUUUAGAAUUGAAAAUACUAAUGUAAAUGCUCCUCCGUUGAAUCAAAAUGAUGAAAUUACGAAUUAUCAAAUUGGCCGGUAUAUCAGUUCCAAUGAAGCUGUAUGGCGUAUUUUUGUUUUCCCAAUUCAUGAACGGGAUCCAGCAUUUAUCCAUUUAGCUGUCCAUCUUGAAAACGGCCAGCGCGUAUAUUUCACGAACGAUACAGCGCUUGAUCGUGCUAUAAAUCCACCAAAAAUUACGCUCACCGAAUUUUUUGAACUGUGCAAUCGUCCCAGCCAGGUAAACAUUCAGGAUGAAAUAGAAUCUGUACUGACCUCUACUGCUGCCAAUGAAGAUUUUCUAAAAAUGCCAGGUCCUAGUGGGAUAAACAUUCAAGAUGUAGCUUUAACAUCUAUGUCUGUGCCACAUCCAAAAUUAUCCCCUUCAGUUGGAUCCCAGACACCAAAAUUUUUAAGUGCAUCAUCUCCAAGAAAAAUGAACUUGAGAUAA